AUGGAUCAAAAUCAGGUGUACAGUGAGUGUAUCACUGAAGAUAUUCAAUCACGCAAAUGGUGGCAUCGACGUUGGGUAAAGAUCAUUGGCAUCUUUCUUGUCCUUUUAAUAAUUCUUGCGAUUACCCUUACUCUUGUGUUAAAAUUCGCCAUUCUUGCACCAAAGCAGUCAGAAACUUGGGUCGCAACAUCAGUGACAACGACAGUAUCAACACUGCCGUCACAAGUAACAACGACAGUAUCAGUACUGUCAUUAUUGGUGACAACAGCAACAUCCUUAGCAUCACUGCCAUCAUCAGUGACAACAACAACAUCCUCGGCAACACUAUCGUCAACGUCACGGCAAAUAGUAACAUCAAUACCACAAUCAACGACAGAAGAAUCGUUGCAUACAACAACAACAACAACAACAAUGACAACAGCAGCGGUACAACUAACAACAAAACCAACAAUAUCGUCACCAAUAGUAGCAGAAACAACAAUAAUGUCAACAAUAACAACAGAAACAAUGGAGACAGCAGAAUCACAACCGUUGACGACAGAAACAAUAAGUAGCACCACCUCUGUACAGCAGCCACGAUGGAAAUCAACAGGAAAUAUGAGUGUUGGGCGAGAUACACAUGUAGCAAUCGUACGAUUCGAUGGAACAGUAUUAGUUGUUGGUGGAUCUAGUGAAGGAUUUGCCAGUGUUACUGAAUUAUACAAUCCGACGACAGAUAGUUGGACACUAAAAAUGAACAUUAGUGUUCCACAGUGGCGUCACAGAGGAUCUCAACUAUUAGAUGGAACGGUAUUAGUUACUGGUGGGCAAGGUCAUAGUGGUAACCUCAAUACUGUUGAAUUGUAUAAUCCUUUAGCGGAUAAAUGGACAUACAGAGCAACCAUGAUUUAUGUACGAGCUUUCCAUACAUCAUCUGUAUUAUCAAAUGGAUCAGUAUUAGUUAUUGGUGGACAAACUACUACCUAUACUUAUCAAAAUACUGCUGAAAUGUAUGAUGUAUCGCGAAAUACUUGGACACUAGCACAAAAAAUGAAUGCCGCGCGAUGGUGGCAUACAGCGUCCGAAUUAUCGGAUGAACAAAUAUUGAUUAUUGGCGGACAAAAUAGCAGUGGUGUUCUCAACGGUGUUGAACUGUUUAAUCCUUUAGCAAAUGUAUGGUCAACAAAAACAAGCAUGAGCAUUGCACGAUAUGACCAUACAGCAACCGUAUUAUCGAAUGGACAGAUAUUGGUUAUUGGCGGACAAAGUAGGAGUGGUUUUCUCAACAGUGUUGAGCUUUAUAAUCCUUUGACAAAUACAUGGUCAACAAAAGCAAGCAUGAGCACCGUACGAUGUGGGCAUACAGCAACCGUAUUAUCGAGUGGACAAAUAUUAGUUGCUGGUGGAAGUACCGGUUAUAGUUUUGGUUUCCUCAGUAGUGCUGAACUAUAUGAUCUAACGACAAAUACAUGGACACCAACUACAAGCAUGAGCACCGUACGAAGCAAACACUCAGCAUCCACAUUAAAAAAUGGACAAAUAUUAGUUGCUGGUGGAUUCACCGGUGAAGUGCCUUUAAAGGCUGCUGAAUUGUACUUAUGA
This is a messenger RNA of Adineta steineri, 1581 nucleotides long. The record is from the annotation of a GenBank genome assembly. Lineage: Eukaryota; Metazoa; Rotifera; Eurotatoria; Adinetida; Adinetidae.